This is a messenger RNA of Nestor notabilis (Kea), 870 nucleotides long. It is a transcript of the gene PNP, whose product is annotated as purine nucleoside phosphorylase. Bases 1 to 870 code for a protein of 289 amino acids. NCBI's taxonomy places the organism in Eukaryota, Metazoa, Chordata, Aves, Psittaciformes, Psittacidae. The record is from RefSeq and is a predicted model, not a curated record. Gene Ontology annotation, cellular component: cytoplasm. Gene Ontology annotation, molecular function: purine-nucleoside phosphorylase activity. Gene Ontology annotation, biological process: nucleoside metabolic process. The transcript has 6 exons.
AUGGACCAUGGCUACAACUAUGAGGUGUGUAAAGAAACAGCAGACUGGUUGCGUGCCCGCACUGCCCAGUACCCAAAGACUGCCAUUAUCUGUGGAUCUGGACUGGGAGGUCUGGCAGAUGUGUUGAAUAACAAGACAGUCUUUCUGUAUGAGGACAUCCCUCACUUCCCACAGAGCAUGGUUGCAGGGCAUCUUGGCAGAUUGGUGUUUGGGGAGCUGAAUGGACAGCCCUGUGUGUGUAUGCAGGGACGUUUCCACUAUUAUGAAGGGUACUCUGUCAGCAUGGUUACUUUUCCCAUUAGGGUCUUGUUUCUCGUGGGAGUGGAAAUCCUGAUUGUCACAAAUGCUGCUGGGGGACUGAAUCCCAAUUUCCAAGUGGGGGACAUCAUGUUCAUUAGAGAUCACAUCAGCAUGUUUGGCUUGGGAGGACAGAAUCCACUGCGUGGGUCAAAUGAUGAGAGGUUUGGAGUGAGGUUUCCCUGCAUGUCAGAUGCUUAUGAACAAGACCUGCUUGGCCUGGCAAUGGAGAGUGCUCAGGAGCUAGGCUUUGUGAGCUUCACCCGAGAAGGAGUGUACUGCCAGUUGGCUGGUCCCUCCUAUGAAACCGUUGCAGAGUGCCGUGUGCUGCAGGCACUGGGAGCAGAUGCUGUAGGCAUGAGCACUGUCCCAGAAGUAAUUGUAGCCAGGCACUGCGGCCUCCGAGUCCUUGGGAUAUCCCUCAUCACCAAUAAAGUGGUGAUGAGCUACAACAGCCAAGAGAAAGCCAACCAUGAGGAAGUCCUGAGCAUCUCGGUGGUCCGGGCUGAAGCCUUGCAGAAACUGGUCACACGCCUCCUUGGCAAACUGGGGGAAAGCACAAACCCUCUGUGA